AACCGACCUAUUUAAAUAGGCGCAUUGAACAUUUUCCUUUAGUCCGUUCAAGAGUUUGGUUCACUGCUUUACCGAGAGCUCUUAAUUGAAUUCAAAAUGAAUUACAUCGUGUUGCUGUCAGCCGUGCUUGGAUGCGCCAUGGCUCGCCCUCAAGUCCUCCAACUUGCACCUCUGUCGCAGUUGGAAACUUCGGCUUCGGCUUUGGCCGCUGCCUCGGCGUCUUCGUCUCAGCCUCAGCUCUCUUUGUUGCAGCUGCUGCAGAGAGCUCCCCUGAGUGCCGACGGUCGCGUCCUUGACACACUCGAGGUGAGACUAGCUAAAGCCGAGCAUGAAGCUGCUCACCAACGCGCCAGAGCCAACCUGGUCAAUGCUCGUGCUUUGGGUCUUGCUGCGCCUCUCACUAGCUCGUCGGUUUCGGCUCAGUCCAGUGCCUCAGCCUCGUCGAGCCGAACACCCUCUCCUCUUACCGUCAAUACUCUGGAAAACGACCUUGUAAGGGCCGCUCUUGGACUCGAACGUCGUGAACCUCUCAGACUCACCAACGAAUCUGUUCAAUCGCAGGUACAAAGCCAAACGCAGCAACAGCAACAGCAACAACAGCAGCGUGUGGCCGACGCAAGCUCCCUGUUGGACGCAACCCGCCUUGCUCAGAGGAUCGCCAGUCUGACUCCGCUAGGCGUAUCUGGCACGUCUCGCGCUCAGAUCGUCGAGAGCAUCGCCAGACAGCAGCAACAGCAGGAGCAGGCCCAGCGUCAGACCCAGAUUAUCCUGACCCGCGACGCCCAGCUCGAGCCCCGUGCCCCCCUGCGACUCGUCAACACUGUUGAUGGACUCGUUUUGGUUUAAAUUUUUUACUUAACCUUAAUCACUAUACGAAAAAAAUUUAUCGAAUUUUUCAGAAUGUAAUUUAGUAGUUUGCAAUCUUAGACGAAAAUACUCUUUUCUUCAUAAUCGGUUGAACGCAAAAAAAUACACUUACCUAAAAAAAGCAAUGGCACAGAGAAACUAUUGAAAGUUUUAAUUUUUUCUAGAGAAUAUCAGUUUGUCUAAUUAUUUUCAAUGAAUAAAAUUAUUUGAUUCUAUAUUCACAGAUUUGAUUUCAUUAAAAUCUGCUUUAAAUAAAAUUGAACCUUGUCGGAGAUUCAUAUACUAGAUAAAUAUUUUUCUCUCCGAUAAAUUUAUGCAAGAAAUUGCUCAAAACUGUUUGAUCGAGUGAAACAUCGGUCAUCAUUAAAUAAAUACCCAGUUCACAAUGUAUCUCAAUUAUCAAAAAUAAUCUUCGCGAUUUCAGCGCAUUCGUACGAAUGAACGCGAUCAUUCAGCUUCUACUAAUCAGUAAAAUAAGUGAAUAAUUAAAUUGAAUGCGAGCAUAAAAAAAAGGAAAGUAUUAACAAGACUAAGACAAAUUACGUAAAUCAUAGACAUAUUGCGUCCGAAGUUUGCAUAUAUUACUUGUAAACAGCUCUACACGCAGCAAUUUCAAGUCUGCGGAUAAGUAUCAUUGUCUAGAAAGUCAGACAGACGUGUUUCGUUUAUUAUUUGUAAGUAUAUAGGCAACGCUCUGAAUGAAUUUAUCUACAAUAAAAAUUAUGAAUAGCAAAAAACGUUCGAUAAUUAUAUCAGGUCAAAUGUGUAUGCUUUUGUAGGAUAGAAUCCGAAUCCAGUGAAUAAAUUUUCAUGCAGUCAAGAA
Messenger RNA from Trichogramma pretiosum, 1690 nucleotides. RefSeq lists its product as uncharacterized. NCBI's taxonomy places the organism in Eukaryota, Metazoa, Arthropoda, Insecta, Hymenoptera, Trichogrammatidae. The transcript has 4 exons. The coding region runs from base 97 to 846 and encodes 249 amino acids. The record is from RefSeq and is a predicted model, not a curated record.